Molecule: messenger RNA, 3514 nt
Organism: Manihot esculenta (cassava)
Lineage: Eukaryota; Viridiplantae; Streptophyta; Magnoliopsida; Malpighiales; Euphorbiaceae
Product: cellulose synthase A catalytic subunit 4 [UDP-forming]
Exons: 12
Coding region: 284-3427 (1047 amino acids)
Biological process (GO): cellulose biosynthetic process; plant-type primary cell wall biogenesis
Cellular component (GO): trans-Golgi network; plasma membrane
Molecular function (GO): cellulose synthase (UDP-forming) activity
Source: RefSeq, a predicted model, not a curated record
AAUGGCAUUGGCAGCAGAAGCCCCAACAAGCAAUCUCUCUUUUUGCAUCUCCUACCUAUAGCUUCUGAUCUGGUCACCCCAGUUAACGUCCCUUCGACUCAAACCCAUGACGACUCAACUCACAGUUUGGUACACAACUGACAACACUGCCUCUAGCCUUCUUCCAUUAUGAAAUUCUUACUCCCAACUCAAACCAUCCCUUUUAUAACCCGCCUUUCUUCUUCUAUCCUCUUACCAUCUUCAUCGUUUUCUCUUUUGCUUACACGCCGUGGCCUCAACCACCAUGGCUGGUUUUGCCACAGGUUCUUAUCAUUUGCAGGACUAUGACGAGCAGCACCGGCGUUCUUCGACCCGCCAGUCUGUGACGUCGAAAAUGUGCAGAGUUUGUGGGGAUGAGAUUGGUGUGAAGGAAGAUGGACAGCUUUUUGUGGCUUGUCAUGUCUGUGGAUUUCCUGUUUGCAGGCCUUGUUAUGAGUAUGAGAGAAGUGAGGGAAACCAGUGCUGUCCUCAGUGCAACACUCGCUAUAAGCGUCACAAAGGUUGUCCCAGAGUUGCAGGAGAUGAAGAUGAUGAUGAUGAUAUUGGAACAGAAGUCCUUGAUGAUGAAUUUCAGAUUAAGAAGCACCACGAUGACCAAGAUCACAAAAACGUCUUUGCUCACUCGGAAAAUGGAGACUAUAUUCAAAGACCAUUGCAUACUGGAGGAGCAUUCUCGUCUGCAGGAAGUGUGGCAGGAGGCAAGGAGUUUGAAGCAGACAGAGAUAUGUACAACGAUGCAGAAUGGAAAGAAAGAGUUGAGAAGUGGAAAUUCAGGCAAGAAAAGAGAGGCCUGGUGAGCAAAGAUGAUGGAGGAAAUGAUAAAGGAGAAGAAGAAGAUGAAUACAUUAUGGCUGAAGCUAGACAACCUCUGUGGCGAAAAAUUCCCAUUGCCUCAAGCAAAAUCAACCCAUACCGCAUUGUCAUUGUCAUACGACUUGUCGUUCUAUGUUUCUUUCUUCGUUUCCGUGUCUUAACUCCAGCUUAUGAUGCUUUCCCAUUAUGGCUAAUUUCUGUAAUCUGCGAAAUAUGGUUUGCAUUUUCAUGGAUUCUUGACCAGUUUCCAAAAUGGCUCCCAAUUGAACGUGAAACUUAUCUUGAUCGUUUAUCAAUGAGAUUUGAGCGUGAAGGGGAGCCUAACCGCUUAGCUCCAGUUGAUUUUUUUGUGAGCACUGUGGAUCCUCUUAAGGAACCACCAAUCAUCACUGCAAAUACUGUGCUUUCAAUCUUGGCUGUUGAUUAUCCUGUUGAUAAGGUCAGCUGUUAUGUAUCGGACGAUGGUGCUUCCAUGCUCCUUUUUGAUUCACUAGCAGAAACUGCUGAGUUUGCCAGGAGAUGGGUUCCCUUUUGCAAGAAACAUAGCAUUGAGCCCAGGGCUCCUGAAUUCUACUUCUCUCAGAAAAUAGACUAUUUGAAAGAUAAAGUGCAUCCCAGCUUUGUCAAGGAGCGCAGGUCUAUGAAAAGAGAAUAUGAAGAAUUCAAGGUGAAGAUUAAUGCAUUGGUGGCAAAGGCUCAAAAGAAACCAGAAGAAGGAUGGGUUAUGCAGGAUGGUACCCCAUGGCCUGGAAACAACACAAGAGAUCAUCCUGGAAUGAUUCAGGUAUAUCUUGGAAGUGAGGGUGCUCUUGAUGUUGAAGGUAAGGAGAUUCCUAGGCUUGUGUAUGUCUCUCGUGAGAAGCGACCUGGAUAUCAACACCACAAGAAGGCAGGUGCCAUGAAUGCUCUGAUCCGAGUCUCUGCAGUGCUUACCAAUGCACCUUUCAUGUUGAAUUUGGAUUGUGAUCACUACCUUAACAAUAGCAAAGCUGUGAGAGAAGCCAUGUGCUUUUUAAUGGAUCCUCAGCUAGGAAAGAAGGUCUGCUAUGUUCAGUUUCCUCAGAGGUUCGAUGGUAUUGAUCGUCACGAUAGAUAUGCUAAUCGCAACACUGUAUUUUUCGAUAUUAAUAUGAAAGGCCUAGAUGGAGUCCAAGGGCCAGUAUAUGUUGGUACUGGAUGUGUUUUCAACAGGCAGGCAUUGUAUGGAUAUGAUCCACCCGUUUCUGAGAAGAGGCCUAAAAUGACAUGUGAUUGCUGGCCUUCCUGGGGCAGCUGUUGCUGUGGGGGUUCAAGAAAGAAGUCAAAAUCCAAGAAGAAAGGCCAAAGCAGCAGCCUGUUUGGUGGAUUGCUGCCCAGGAAAAAGAAAAUGUUGGGCAAGAGCUAUACGAGAAAAGGGUCUGGAGCAGUUUUUGAACUCGAAGAGAUUGAAGAAGGGCUUGAAGGUUAUGAAGAGCUGGAAAAAUCAUCACUCAUGUCACAGAAAAAUUUCGAGAAACGAUUCGGGCAAUCUCCAGUCUUUAUUGCCUCCACUCUCAUGGAAGAAGGUGGCCUGCCUGAAGGAACUAAUCCUUCAACACUCAUCAAGGAAGCCAUUCAUGUUAUCAGUUGUGGGUACGAAGAAAAAACAGAAUGGGGCAAAGAGAUUGGAUGGAUUUAUGGUUCUGUUACAGAGGAUAUCUUGACAGGAUUCAAGAUGCAUUGUAGAGGAUGGAAGUCAAUUUACUGUAGUCCAGAGAGAGCAGCUUUUAAAGGAUCAGCUCCUAUUAAUCUAUCAGAUAGAUUGCAUCAGGUUCUGCGAUGGGCUCUUGGCUCCGUCGAAAUUUUCAUGAGUCGCCAUUGCCCACUAUGGUAUGGAUAUGGAGGAAAGCUGAAAUGGUUGGAGAGGCUCGCCUAUGUUAACACCAUUGUUUAUCCUUUCACUUCCAUUCCUUUACUUGCCUACUGUACUAUUCCUGCUGUCUGCCUUCUGACUGGAAAAUUCAUCAUCCCCACGCUAACCAACCUGGCUAGUGUAUGGUUCCUAGCACUUUUCCUCUCCAUUAUAGCAACAAGUGUCCUAGAGCUUCGAUGGAGUGGAGUAAGCAUUGAAGACUUAUGGCGUAACGAGCAAUUCUGGGUGAUAGGUGGUGUCUCAGCACAUCUCUUUGCUGUAUUCCAAGGCCUCCUCAAGGUCCUUGCCGGAGUCGACACAAACUUCACAGUCACAGCAAAAGCAGCAGACGACACAGAAUUUGGAGAGCUCUACCUUUUCAAAUGGACGACACUUCUCAUUCCACCGACUACUUUGAUUAUCAUAAACAUGGUGGGAGUAGUUGCUGGAGUUUCUGAUGCAAUCAACAACGGAUAUGGCUCAUGGGGUCCCUUAUUUGGGAAGCUAUUUUUUGCUUUUUGGGUCAUUGCUCAUCUCUAUCCUUUUCUCAAAGGUUUAAUGGGAAGACAAAACAGAACUCCUACCAUUGUUGUUCUGUGGUCUAUACUUCUUGCAUCAAUUUUCUCACUCGUUUGGGUCAGGAUUGAUCCUUUCUUGCCUAAGCAAACUGGCCCUGUUCUCAAACAAUGUGGGGUGGAGUGUUAGUCUUGUUUUUGGAUUUCAUUUGUUUCUGCAAGAGAAUUCAAGUUGUUAAUAGAGAUUUUUGUUUUUAAUAUAUAAGGAACUUGAAAC